GAGAUAUGACGGAAAGCAAAGCAAAGAAGAUAGAGAUCAAAGAUGUUGAUGGACUAACCUUAAGCAAGCUAAUUGAUUAUAUCUACACAGCAGAGGUAGAGGUCACAGAAGAGAAUGUCCAGGUUUUACUGCCAGCUGCCAGCUUGUUACAGCUGAUGGAUGUUCGACAGAACUGUUGUGACUUUCUUCAGUCUCAGCUCCACCCCACAAAUUGCCUUGGAAUUCGCGCCUUUGCAGAUGUGCACACCUGCACAGAAUUAUUGCAACAGGCCAAUGCCUAUGCAGAGCAGCAUUUUCCUGAAGUGAUGCUUGGCGAAGAAUUUCUUAGCUUAAGCUUGGACCAAGUUUGCAGCUUGAUAUCAAGUGACAAGCUCACAGUGUCAUCAGAGGAAAAGGUCUUUGAAGCUGUCAUUUCGUGGAUAAAUUAUGACAAAGAAUCUCGCUUGGAACACAUGGCAAAGCUGAUGGAGCAUGUUCGCCUUCCUCUCUUGCCCAGAGAUUACCUUGUACAGACAGUUGAAGAAGAAGCUUUAAUCAAGAAUAAUAAUACAUGUAAAGACUUCCUCAUUGAAGCCAUGAAAUAUCACUUACUUCCUCUGGAUCAGAGACAGCUGAUAAAAAAUCCUAGAACCAAACCAAGGACACCAGUCAGUCUGCCAAAGAUAAUGAUUGUAGUGGGUGGGCAGGCACCAAAAGCCAUUCGAAGUGUAGAGUGUUAUGACUUUGAGGAGGAGCGAUGGGAUCAGAUUGCUGAACUUCCCUCUCGGAGAUGCAGAGCGGGGGUGGUAUUCAUGACAGGCAAAGUCUAUGCGGUGGGAGGUUUCAAUGGCUCUUUGCGAGUUCGGACGGUCGAUGUGUAUGAUGCAGUGAAAGAUCAGUGGACAUCUAUAGCUAGCAUGCAAGAAAGACGAAGCACUUUAGGAGCUGCUGUGCUCAAUGAGCUCCUGUACGCUGUUGGCGGAUUUGACGGAAGCACUGGUCUGGCAUCUGUGGAGGCUUAUAAUUACAAGAUCAAUGAAUGGUUUUUUGUGGCGCCUAUGAACACAAGAAGAAGCAGUGUUGGAGUUGGAGUUGUAGAGGGUAAACUGUACGCUGUUGGUGGAUACGAUGGAGCAUCACGUCAGUGCCUUAGUACUGUGGAGCAGUAUAAUCCAGCUACAAAUGAAUGGUCUUAUGUUUCCGAUAUGAGUACUCGGCGCAGUGGUGCAGGGGUUGGUGUUCUUAGCGGCCAGCUAUUUGCCACUGGAGGGCAUGAUGGUCCUUUGGUGAGGAAAAGCGUGGAAGUAUAUGAUCCUGGAACAAAUACAUGGAAACAAGUAGCAGAUAUGAAUAUGUGUAGAAGAAAUGCAGGUGUGUGUGCAGUGAAUGGACUUCUUUAUGUGGUUGGGGGAGAUGAUGGCUCUUGCAAUUUGGCCUCUGUAGAAUAUUAUAAUCCUGUCACUGACAAAUGGACACUAUUACCAAACAACAUGAGCACUGGAAGAAGUUAUGCAGGUGUAGCUGUGAUCCAUAAACCAUUGUGA
This is a messenger RNA of Protobothrops mucrosquamatus (brown spotted pit viper), 1523 nucleotides long. RefSeq names its product kelch like family member 3 (gene KLHL3). Gene Ontology annotation, molecular function: protein binding. The record is from RefSeq and is a predicted model, not a curated record. The transcript has 12 exons. Gene Ontology annotation, biological process: monoatomic ion homeostasis; renal sodium ion absorption; protein K48-linked ubiquitination. The coding region runs from base 6 to 1523 and encodes 505 amino acids. Gene Ontology annotation, cellular component: cytosol. NCBI's taxonomy places the organism in Eukaryota, Metazoa, Chordata, Lepidosauria, Squamata, Viperidae.